This is a messenger RNA of Armigeres subalbatus, 2565 nucleotides long. RefSeq names its product aminopeptidase N-like. The record is from RefSeq and is a predicted model, not a curated record. Gene Ontology annotation, molecular function: zinc ion binding; peptide binding; metalloaminopeptidase activity. The transcript is spliced from 2 exons. Bases 27 to 2525 code for a protein of 832 amino acids. Gene Ontology annotation, cellular component: cytoplasm. NCBI's taxonomy places the organism in Eukaryota, Metazoa, Arthropoda, Insecta, Diptera, Culicidae. Gene Ontology annotation, biological process: proteolysis; peptide catabolic process.
UGAGCUCCAGACUCCAGAGAUUAGCAAUGCUGUUCACAGUUAUAAUCCUAAGUUUGUCAGCGAUCAUUGGAGAAAGUUUUGCGAAUAAUAUUGUUCCGAAAAAUUACGAUGUCCAAUUCAGCACUGACAUCGAAAGCGGAAGUGAAUCUUAUGAUGGAACCGUUACAAUUUGUUUCGACGUGGAGAAAGAGGUUGGGCAGCUUGUUCUUCAAACGAGGAAUCUGACGAUCAAAGAUGUUACAUUGUCCAAAGAUGAGAUAAACUUUGCGACGAAAACAAGCGAACUACCAAACGGAAAUCUGUUGUUGGAAUUUGAAGAUCAGCUUUCCGAAGGAAACUACCAUUUGAAGAUCACAUUUAGUGGCACCGCUUCGGACAGCGAUGUGAUGUUUAAAGGAUCUUAUCGGAGAGAAGACGACUCAGUUGGUCACUACUUGAUGAGCAAGCCAAGGAAGUCUGAUUGUCACGAGGAGGCUAGCGCUUUUCCUCACUUUGAUGAAGAAUAUAAAGCCACUUUUAAAAUAUCGGUUGUUCAUCACGGUACGUUGAAGGCAUGGUCCAAUAUGCCUUUGCAGGCUCCUCCCGAAUCGCACGAUAGCAAUGGUAACGUAUUAUCUACCUUCCAAGAAACACCGAGGAUGCAUGUUUUUGAUGUGGGAUUUUUCGUGUCGGAUUUUGAAACGGAACAAAUUGAUAAGUUGACUGUGGUGGCUCGUAAAGGUGUUCUUCGGCAUACGCAAUAUUCUGCCUCAGUUUGUAAUGACUUGGUGAAGAUAAUGAACAAUCACACUGCUAUUGAUUAUGAUGGAGAUGUACCGGAUUACGUACUAAUAGUCGUUCCACGAAAACUAUCUCAUUCGAAUCUUACAGAGUUUGAGCGAAAGUUCGUAGAAGAAGAUUCCAUGAUGUACGACAGAGAAAAGGAUGACUUCGUCAGAUUUACCCAAUUCUUGAAAUCAGCUGGGAACAAUGUGAUGCUUCAGUGGUUUAGUAAUUUGAUUGCUCCUGAAGAGGAGCGACUUCUUCAGGCAUUUUCGAACGUUUACACGUACUUCAACGCGGAGAAAAUCUACCCGAAAGAGUACAUGAUGAUGCUCUACCAGGUAGAUGUACUACAAGAAUCGCUUGCGCGUGAUUACGAGAGACCAAGUAGUGUGCUGAACAUGUUUUGGUUAAUAGUGUUGGAUAAUAAAUGGGGCGCGGUAAUGAAAAAUUUAUCGAAAAAUAGAAAACCUCGUACAUUGACAACUGCGCAGCUAUGUUCAGAAGCUCAAAACUUGUGGAAAGAAGAUUACAAUCUGCCAGACGGUACAACGUUGGAGGCAAUUUUUAAUCAGUGGAUGCAUAGCGAUGCAGAACCACCUGUGUUGAACGUGCAGCGUCUUUACUCCGAAGGAAAGGUGACCCUCUCGCAGAAUGGGUCUGAGAAGAUUCUACCGUACAAUUUCGCAACACAGUCAUCACAUUUCGAGCAGUUGGGACCGUUCCAAUGGCUUACUGGUCGCAAUGAAACAGUUCGCUUCGACGUUUCGGAUGAUCAAUGGAUCAUUUUCAACAAGGAAGAGUUCGGAUUUUAUAGAGUAAACUACGAUGAUCGCAACUGGAAGCUAAUAACACAAGCCCUUCUAUCGAAUGUAUCUAGUAUUCACCCCGUAAGCCGAAUGCAACUGUUGGAUGAUGCGUUGAACUUUGUAGAGAACGAUCUGUUAGAUGUUUCGAUAUUGCUUGAACUGCUGACGUAUCUUCGCAACGAGAAAUCCUACGAUGUCUGGUUGGUUGCAAACAAUGUAUUGAAAACAUAUUAUCAUUAUGAAAUUGUUCCUCCGAAGUUAGUGAAGGAUUUUCUCUUGCACCUUGUAGAGCCGUAUUAUCAGAGUUUCGCAUCCCAGAGCAUCAGCCAACGAACUCCGCAAAUGGAACUUCAUUUACACUCUGAAUUAGCUGAAUUUGCUUGUUGGCUCGGUCAGAAAGAGUGUUUACAGCAAGCACGAGCUCAAUUCCAACAAGCAGUCGAGACGAAUAUUACUGUCGAACCAAAUUGGUCAAUAGUGACUUACUGCUACGGUUUACAAAAUGCAAAUGACAAGGAGCUGGAAUGGUUACUGAACAGUCAGAAGAGUCAACUUUGCAGAUCGGUUAGUUUUUUGAGUUGUGUUGAUAAUGAGAUUCAUUUACGACGUGUACUGGUGGAACUACAGAGCAAGACCAACCAGGAGUGUAUCGCAGAUUUUAUGGCUGCACUUGACGAGAUAGGUUUUGAUAUGUUACAUUCUCUAUUAAGGAAUGAUUCGGAGCUCGUAAAUGUUUUGGGAUCCUCGACGGUCGCGAACGCACUUGAGCAGGUCUCCAAGUGUACUAAGAGUGCCAAUACACUGGAGUUGAUCGAUGAAUUGAAGAAUUCUCUUGACUUACACUUAGAUGGGAAAAGUUCCGGAAAACAUAGGAAAAACAUUUGGACGGAGCCGAAAGCGACCGAGUUCAUUGAACGAUACUUGAAAGAAGUGGAAAAGCAGUCGGUAGUGUGAAUAAUGAACUGUUUAUGCCAUAAUAAAUAAUGGGAACGAA